Molecule: messenger RNA, 2541 nt
Organism: Effrenium voratum
Lineage: Eukaryota; Dinophyceae; Suessiales; Symbiodiniaceae
Source: the annotation of a GenBank genome assembly
AUGGCAGAGCAUGUUGUGGACGGUGAUGUGCAGCCUGUGGGAAUGGCGCAGCCGUUGGUACGACAAGGAAGCCACGGCCGGAGCAGGGUCUUUCUGGAUGCGGAGGAGAUGAAGCAGAAAGUCAAGGAGGCGUUGGCAAAGCCCAGCUACAAUGUCUUCGACUUUUAUCACAGGACCGGAUUCUUCCAGUGGUUAGCCAAGUCCUCCAUCUUUGAGUCGCUUACCCUCGGCGUGAUAGGUCUGAAUGCGCUGUGGCUGGCGUAUGACACCAACAGCAACAACGCAGACUCACUGCUCACUGCCCGCCUGGAGUUCCAGAUAGCAGAGAUUUUCUUUUGCACCUACUACACCAUGGAGUGGUACAUCCGCUUUAUGGCAUUCGAGCGGAAGUGCAACACGAUGAGAGAUGGCUGGUUUGUGUUUGACAGCAUUUUGGUCUUCUUGAUGGUUGGGGAAACUGUUGUCAUGACGUUGCUGAUGCUCAUCAUGGGCCCUGGCGGUCCCAUCUCCAUGGACCUGGGGAACGCGUCGAUUCUGCGGCUCUUCCGCCUGCUGCGCCUGUCGCGCAUGGCGCGGAUGCUGCGGUCCAUGCCAGAGUUGAUGAUCCUAAUCAAGGGUAUGGCUGCUGCGACCACUUCUGUCUUCUUCAUCAUGUGCCUGCAGUUGAUCCUGCUCUACGUUUUUGCCAUUGCCUUCACGCAACUGGCGGCUGGCACGCAGAUGGGUGCAUACUACUUUCCCAACGUAUUGCAUUCUAUGUACACACUGCUGCUUUAUGGCACCUUCCUAGACAAUCUCGCGGACUUCUGCGAUGGGGUUGCGGCAGAGAGUUCCCUCUGCCUGGCUCUGGUCUUUGUCUUCGUUCUCCUCUCUGCCUGCACUGUCCUCAACAUGCUGAUCGGUAUCCUUUGCGAGGUUGUCAGUGCAGUCACUGCUGUUGAGAAGGAAGAGAUGACGGUGCUGUUUGUGACCAACAAGCUCCAGCGGGUGCUCAAGAAGCUGGACAAAAACAACGACGGGCACCUGUGCAAGGAUGAGUUCAUGAAGAUCCUUGAAGAGCCAGAGGCGGCACGAGCACUUGAGGAGGUUGGCGUGGAUCCUGUGAGUGUGGUCGACUUCGCUGACUUCAUCUUCGGACAAGACGACGAAGAAGGCAGCGAGAACUUGUCCUUCAGCAAGUUCAUGGAGAUUCUCCUGACUCUGCGACAGGACAACAAAGCCACCAUCAGAGACAUGAUCAGCCUGCGCAGCCACGUGAAGGGCCAGCUGGACAAGCUCGUGAACCAGCUCUGCCGCGAAGUGCCUCAGAUGAGCCCCAGGAGCCUCAAGGCGCACCACACGGGAGGGGAGGGCAGCCUUCUGCUCCGAGACGAUGCCCAGUUUGUCUUUGGUGGCGAUGCUGUGGAUCAUUACUCAGGUGACUUGCGUAUCCUUGAGGACUUGCUCACCUUAAAAAAACAGUACUCUGACCGAGUUCACUUCGUGAUCGGCAAUCGCGAUGUCAACAAGCUGCGACUGCCUUUCGAGCUCUCUGAACGCUUCAUCAGCACUUGGCCACUUCAAGAACAUCCAGGAGUGUACUGGCUGGAAGAGGAAGAUCGGCCCAAGAACUGCAUCCCAGAGGCGGGGAACCAUGCAGCGGAGCAUUUGAAAUGGAUCCUUGCACGGACCAUGGGUGCGCCCCGGGCCUUCGAACGUCGCCGAGAGGAGCUACAGCGCGGGGGUGCAGAGGUGGAUGACGCCGCAGUGGUGCAAAGCUUCGUGCAGGAAGCACGCCCCGGCGGACUGUUGUUCGAAUACUUGACACUGGCAGAGUUGGCUGUGAAGGUUGGGGAUUCGCUCUUCGUGCAUGGCGGCCUGCCUCGUUCGGGCCUGGAGUGGCGGCCUGGGUGGCUGCCGCCCUCGGGAGAGAGCUUGCCGCUGGAUGCGUGGCUGCAAGGCCUGGCGGACUUCAAGUCGCGGCAGCUGGCGCAGAUCCUGGAGCCUGGGCCUGGGCCGCUCCCCGAGGAUUCUUGGUCCAUGCGGGGUGGCUACGAUCAUCCUCAGCCCGGCGCCGCGCUGAUGCAGUAUAUGAUGCGGGAUCUGCCGGAUGGCUCGCGCCAACCUAGCAUCAUCUACAACGGCUUCUUGGGGGACGACUACCAGCCACUGGAGCUGGAUGCGUCGUCGCGGCAGUGGCUGCGGGAAGGCGGAGUGCGCCGAGUCGUGGCCGGCCACCUGCCUCAUGGAGACUCUCCGUUGAUCCUGGUCUACGAGGACAUCACGGUCAUCACGGCGGACAUCUCCUAUGCGAGCGAAGUCGUUUGGGAGGCUGAAGACGAGACAUCUCGAGACCAAGCGGUGUGUGAAGUGCUGCUGGGUGAGGAGGGCCGAGUUCACGGUGCCCUGGCCACAGGUUGCCCCUUCGAGGCUCGACUGGACGAUCCGCUACUGGGCACCCUUCGUGGCGAGCAUGCCGAGUGGCGCGUUAAGGGCCGUGCCGAUGGCCGCCUGAUCCUCAGCAAGAAUGACAAGUGGGACUUCACCUGUCGCCUCGAGUAA